GAGCGCGUGCUCCUCCCUGCUCCGCGGGCUGAGCCGCCGGUCCAGCAGCAGCCAGACACUGGCCACCGGCGCCAGGCUGCAACACGGGGAGCAACGUGGCUACAGCGUGGGGAGUCCCUGGCAAAGAGCCACACCUGCAGCACCCAGAAGAAGCAUGAUUCACAGACAGGAGACCAAACUUCAAAGUGAAAAAGGGGACUGAAGAACCAGAUUUUCUUAGGUAAAGACAAGCGAUAUAAUUUACUGCGUAAAAGAAGAGAAGAUGCUUGGCAGCUUGGCACCUGCACUAAUGAAGCCAAUACCCUUAUAUACUUUCUCUUUUUGGCUGGUUCUCUUUUUGGCUGGCUUUCUUGGCUUAUGCAUUACUAAUAGGUUUGUGAGAAGUCAGAAGAACCAUACGCUAAUUUUCACCAGGGAAAGCACAAUUCGCAACUGCAGCUGCUUGGCAGAUAUCCGUGAUUGUGAUUACAGCCUGGCAAACUUGAUGUGCAAUUGCAAAACGGUGUUGCCUUCUACCAUGGAGAAAACAAGCUACAACAGCAACCUGACCAUUUGGUUCACAGACACCUCUGGGCUGGAGAUGGUCCUUAACUUUACAAGGGUGUGUGAUUUGAAGCUCUCUUUCUGCGGCACCACUCCUCUCCCAACAGAAUACUUGAUCAUCUGGGGACUGCGAAAGCUCCGGGUAAACAACAAGGUCAAGGGACAAUUUCCAGAGCAGAGUGUAACCAUCUAUAGUAGCAGCAACAACGAGAAAGGGGACCCAUUUGCAAUGCACAACAAAGACAGGCAAAUGCUUGUAUAUAUUUCUUUUCUGGAUACCUCUCUUUUCAAUGGAUAUUCUUUGCUGAAGUCCUACAGUGUGGAAAAUGUCUCUAGUAUCACAGAGCACUUUCCUAGCCUGCUAUACUCUGAUGCUUUCUCAACAUCAGAUAACAAGAGCUAUGUUGUAACAUUCAUCUACUGAGCUGUUUAACAUACUCAGCAGCCAGAGACAUGGUACCUGCUAAGAGAAAGAUGGGACUUCUGGAAAUCUAUUUGGUUUGGCCAGGAAAAGCCAUUAUGGGGUGGGCAGUUAUGACUCUGAUAGCACUCUACAAGAAGGUAUUUAAAAUGACGCAGACUCAUCAAAGCAAUUCAGUAAGCACUGCCUUAAUGAACAAAGAAAAUGCGAAAUGACUGUUUUAGAAAGCAUCAGUAUAAAUUCUGUUUAUGUAUUGUAUUCUAAGAAUUGAAAUCUGCUGCCAAUUUUGUUUUGAGGGUGUGUCUUACUCAAACAGAAAAAGACAUAACCAAGCACCUCCAGUUGUAAAACAACCUGAGCCUCCUGUAGCAUCACUUGGGUUGGAUGGGACCUUGGGACAUGUCCAGCCCAACCUCAUGCCCAAAGCAGGGCCAGCUCUGGGAUCAGACCAGGCUGCUCAGGGCUGGGUCCAGGCGGGUGUUGAAAACCUCCAAGGAUGCAGCCUGCACAACUCCUCUGAGCAACCUGCUCCAUUGCCUGUCUGUCCUCAUGUGGAAAUUUUUUCACCAUAUUAAAUCGGAAUCUCCCUCUUGUUCAAUUUGUGACCCAUCUUUUUUUCCCAACGUGCACCUCCAUAAAAAGGCUGGCUCUGUCUUCUCAGAAACCUCUUCCUACGUAGGGGAAGGCUGCUGUCAGGGCACACUGCUGGCUACUGUUUAGCUUGCUGAUGUCCAGGCCCCCAGGGCCUUGUCUACAGAGCUGCUCCCAGGCAGUAUAAAUGCAUGGGAUUAUUCCUUCCUGGGGCAGGGCUUUGAAUUUGUCACUGUUAAAUUUCAUGAGGUUCCUGUCAACUCAAUCAUGGACUUUUAGGUGUUGCAUGUAGUAAACUUGCAAAAUGUAUAAGCUUGACAGAAGAUGAGUGCCUUGUAAACAACAGGGAACAUUCAUGAAAUUCUGAAGCUGUGGGGUCUAGGAAGAGGACCACUGACCCAAAGAUGUAAUGGCUUCAAUUCCUAGCCUUGCUGUUGGCCUAGGGUAAACACUUCCCUUUCUGAGACUCAGGAAAACAUCUAUAAAACAGGAACAAUGUCAGUGACCACCUUUGUAAUGAGCCUUGAGACCCACCAAUGAAAAGUGCUGUGUAAGAAUUUGGUAUCAGUUAUCACUGUAAAAUAAACAUACUGGAUCUUUUA
This is a messenger RNA of Dromaius novaehollandiae (emu), 2157 nucleotides long. RefSeq names its product exosomal polycystin 1 interacting protein (gene EPCIP). Bases 263 to 967 code for a protein of 234 amino acids. The transcript has 3 exons. The record is from RefSeq and is a predicted model, not a curated record. Lineage: Eukaryota; Metazoa; Chordata; Aves; Casuariiformes; Dromaiidae.